Cuculus canorus (common cuckoo) is the source of this 3048-nucleotide messenger RNA. RefSeq names its product KASH domain containing 5 (gene KASH5). Gene Ontology annotation, biological process: homologous chromosome pairing at meiosis; telomere localization; spindle assembly. Lineage: Eukaryota; Metazoa; Chordata; Aves; Cuculiformes; Cuculidae. The record is from RefSeq and is a predicted model, not a curated record. Bases 39 to 2267 code for a protein of 742 amino acids. Gene Ontology annotation, cellular component: chromosome, telomeric region; meiotic nuclear membrane microtubule tethering complex; lateral element. The transcript has 17 exons. Gene Ontology annotation, molecular function: dynein complex binding.
UUCCUCCCGGACGUGGAGCCGCGGGCGCUGCCGGAGAGAUGAACCCCAAAAUCUGCCUGAGCCUCAGCAGAGCCUUCCUCGGCCUCAUCAACCUCCUCUUCUUCGCUCUCGGCUGCCUCCUGUUCGCCAUCGGCCUUUGGCUGUUCCUCCACCGCCAGAGCUUCGCUGCCCUCCUGGUACUUCGGGCUCCUCGUGCUGCUCCUGGCGGCCCAAGUGACGCUGGCGGUGAUGGGGUACACACAGCGCGACGGCGUGGCGGCCGCGGUGGCGGCGUCGGCACAGGGGCUGAUUCGGGGGUACCCAUCUCUGGGCCCCCCCGGGGACCCCCACGAGAGCUGGGACGCCCUCCAGCAGCAGCUGGGCUGCUGCGGCUGGACGGGGCCGCAGGACUGGGACCCCCCCGGGGCUGUCGCCUGCUCCUGUCUGCGGGUGCCCCACGGGCGCCCCACGGCGCUGCCCCACGGCCGCUGCCCCACGGCGGACCCACGGCAGCUGUUCCGCACGGGCUGCGCCGACGCCGUGUGGGGGUGGAUCGCCGAGAACCUGCUCACCGUGGUGGGGGGCAGCGUAGGCCUCGGGCUCCUGGAGCUGUUCCUGGCGACGCUCUCGAUGUUUCUGCGCGACGCGGCGACAGCCUCGGCCUCCAGGAGUUCGUCCUCGACCGCCUCUUCGCCGCCUGCGACCCCGCGGACACAGGGCUGGUGCCGGCGCAGCGGGUGGUGCGGUACCUGCAGGAGGUGACGGGUCAGAGCGGCGAGGAGUGCCGGCUGCGGGUGCUGCACCGCAUGCUGGACCGCGAGGCCGCCGGCGCGGCGCUGGAUUUACCCGCCUUCCUCGCCGUCAUGAGGCAGUGGAUCGCGCUGUGCCAGCACGACGGGUCAGUGGCCGCCAACCGCCGCCGGAACGCGGUUCCUGACGGGCCGGACGGCGUUACCGGCGCUUCCCACCUCCGCAGGGACUCGUGGUUCACUGAGGAGAGCGCCGCGCCGCCGGACGACCUCGGCCUUGCGCUGGCGGAGGCGGAAGGACUGACGGCGCCGGCGGCUGCGCCGCUGGAGGACGACGGCAGCGACACGGACACCGCGAGCCCCAGCGAAGCCGCCAUCCUGCGCAGCCGUGCCGAGCAGCUCGCGGCCCGCAACGCCAAACUGCAGCGCGACGCCGAGUCGGCCGAGGAGCUCAACGCCCGCCUGGCCGAGGAGACGGCACAGCUGGCGGCGCAGCUGCGAUGCAGCCAACGGGCGCUGGAGCACGCCAAGGACGCCGCUGCAGACAUGGACGAGCUGCGGGCGACGGCGAAGGCGCUGGCGGAGGAGAACGGCGAGCUGCGGCGGCAGGCGCGGCACCUGGUGAGGGACGCGGCGUCCGACGCCGAGUGGUGUGGGGCCACGCGGCUCAGCGCCGUCGCUCCGCAGGAAAAGGAGCAGCGGGAGCUGCGCUCGCGCGCCGACGGCCUCUGGGACGAGAACCAGCGGCUGCUCGGCGAGGGCCGCGGGCUGCGGGAGCGCGUCGGCGCGCUGGCGGCCGAGACCGCUGACAUGGGGGUGAGCGGCGGCGCCGCGUUAAGCGCUAACGAAGCCGGUGCCCAUCCGCCCUCCCGGCAGCGGUGUCUCCCUGCGCUCAGGCUCAGCUACGGCACUGCGCGGCGGUUCUCUCCGAACGCAACGCGGCUCUCACCGAGGUGGGAGACGCGCACGGCUCCGGCGCCGCUGAUGGAUGCGCCGAAGCCUUCACCGCCGCCCGUUCGCAGGCCGAGCGUCGCGCCGAGGAGAUGGCGGCGGCGCUGGAGGAGCGCGAGCGGGAGCUGCAGGAGCUGCGGCAGGAGGCGGCGCGGCGGCGGCGGCAGGACGCCUCGGCCACCCGUCCCCGGCAGUGUCUCGGCGUCGCCGACGUACCGGCGCAGCCGCUUGGCGCCGAGAUGGAGGCGACGCUGCGGGAAAUGGCGGCGGCAGCGGAGGACGAUGGUGCGGUGGCGUCGCCGGGAGCGGUGGGGGGUGACGGUGCGGCGCCGGAUGAGCCGCGGCGGUACCGCGAUGGCGAUGGGAGGUGAGAGCGCGAGCGGUGAAUGCAGCGACGCGGCAGAGGUCGAGGCCUGCGGUGAGCGGCACCGCUCGGUCCCUCCCAGCAGAGCCCCGGUGCCACCGCUGCUGCGCUUACUGGUGUUACUGGUGUUACUGGUGGGACUGGUGGGAGUGGGGCUCCUGCUCCGCGGCAGAGUCCCCUGGCCCCAACCUGGCCUGCGGCACCGCGGACCCCCACCCGCCUGACCGCCCCGGCACGGCGAUCCCAGUCCCCCCAGUUCCCCCCAGUUCCACCCAGUUCCCUCCCAGUUUCCCUUCUGCCUCUCCCCAGUCCAGCCCAGUGCUCCCAGUUCCCUCCCAGUUCCUCCCAGUUCUCUUCUGCCUCUCCCCAUCCCAUUCCAGUGCUCCCAGUUCCCUCCCAGUUUUAUCUCUGCCUCUCCCCAGUACAGCCCAGUGCUCCCGGUUCCUUUCUGCUUCUCCUCAUCCCACCCCAUCCCAGUGCUCUCAGUUCCCCUCUCCCCAAUCCAGCCCAGGGCUCCCAGUCCCUCCCAGUUCCCUCCCAAUUUCCUCCCAGUUUCCCUUCUGCCUCACCCCAUCCCAUCCCAGUGCUCCCAGUUCUGUCCCAGUUCCCCUCUGCAUCUCCCCAGUCCAGCCCAGUGCUCCCAGUUUCCUUCUGCCUCUCCCUCUCCCCAUCCCAGUGCUCCCAGUUCCCGUCUCUCCCCAUCCCAGUGCUCCCAAUUCCUGUCUCUCCCCAUCCCAGUGCUCCCAGUUCCCGUCCCUCCCCAUCCCAGUGCUCCCAGUUUCCCCAGUCCGCGCUCAGUCGGGGCUCUCAGUAUCACCUUUAUGCCUCCCCAUUCCCUCAGUUCUGGGGGGUCCGGGGGGUCCCCACUGGGGGGGGGGGAGACCCCAGAGACCCCCCUGGACCCCCUCAGACCCCCCCCGACCCCCCCAGAGCUGAUUCCGUCCCGGCCGCUCACGUCCCGUCCUGCUCCGAUUCCGGGGGCCCCUGGGGGGGAGGCACCACACU